This is a messenger RNA of Periophthalmus magnuspinnatus, 1283 nucleotides long. It is a transcript of the gene cldn10e, whose product is annotated as claudin 10e. The record is from RefSeq and is a predicted model, not a curated record. NCBI's taxonomy places the organism in Eukaryota, Metazoa, Chordata, Actinopteri, Gobiiformes, Gobiidae. The transcript is spliced from 5 exons. Gene Ontology annotation, molecular function: structural molecule activity. Gene Ontology annotation, biological process: bicellular tight junction assembly; cell adhesion. Gene Ontology annotation, cellular component: bicellular tight junction; plasma membrane. Bases 143 to 1189 code for a protein of 348 amino acids.
GCGUUUACUUCAGGAGUCCUGCAGACCUCCAGGACGCACGGUGAUCUGGAGACAGAGCAGACACACGGGACAAUCACACUCGAGUUUAUGGAGCGAAAACAUCACGGACGUUUGUAGCUGUCAAUUUUGUAAAACAGACAAAAUGAAGAUCAGAGUGGUGCAGAUUUGGGGCUUCCUCAUGACCGUUCUUGGUUGGAUCUUUGUGGCGUGCACGAUGGCCAUGGAGGGGUGGAAAAUCAGCGCGAUCGGCGGCAUGGCUGGAUCGUCCAUCGUCAAAGUGGCGUGGUACUGGUCCAGCCUGUGGAGGUCGUGUUACACAGACUCCACGGCCGUCAGCAACUGCUACGACUUCCCGGUGUUGUGGUCGGUGGAAGGUCACAUUCAGAUAGUGCGGGGGUUGCUGAUGGCCGCUCUCUCUUUGGGGAUGCUGGGGUUUGUUCUGAGCAUGUUGGGGAUGGAGUGCACGUAUCUCGGAGGCCAGGAGCUGUCCAAAUACAAAAAGGUCUACGCUGGAGGAUGGUGCCACAUUAUAAGCGGCUUCCUGUCUACGAGCGGAUACGCCGUUUACGCUCAGUUCGUCUCUGUAGAAUAUUUUAACCCGGACUUCCACGACCUGAAAUACGACCUGGGCACGCCGCUGUUCUUGGGCUGGGUCGGUUCUGCCUUCCAUAUGGCUGGCGGUUUCUUCUACGUGUGGUCUGCGUGCUCGCCGUUGUGUGGAGGGCAGGAGGAGGUGGUUGUAGCCGUCAAAGCCGAACCAGACGUGGAACAGAACACCUCCACCAUCAUCAACAAGUCCACCACAGCUUUGUCCACACAGUCCAACCUCACCUCCAAAACCAGACUCCCCUCCGUCUCCGAGCUCUCCUCCAAACAGUCCGACGUAUCGGGAAUCUCCUCCAGAUCGGCUCGCUCUUCCAGAACUUCCAGGACACCCAGAAGCCCCAGAACAGCAGGGUCCCGGGCCACCUCCGCCUCUGCCUCCACCUCUAGCUCCAGAUCAGGCUCAGGGUCAGGGAGGUCCUCCAGGUCCAGCUUGUCCACCAUCUCAGAGUCCAGCAGGAGCAGCAGGACCAGCAGGAGCAGCAGGAGCAGCAGGACCAGCGGGAGCAGCCGGAGCAGCCGGACAGUAUCCACAAUAUCGGGAAUUUCCAGUAACACCCCGUUUGUGAAGAAUUCCUACAUAUAAAAUAAAAAUAAAAGACUCAAGAUGAAUCGUUUUAAUGUGAAAACUGUGAACUCUACUGUAAAAUACUGUUGAUAAUAAAAACUGUCUAAAGCGU